AUGGUGACAGUUAGAACUAUUGUUUCUCUUGCAGCAGCUAGGCAUUGGCAUAUUCAUCAAAUGGAUGUGUUCAAUGCUUUUCUUCAAGGUGAUUUAGAUGAUGAAAUUUAUAUGCAGCUACCUCAGGGAUUUGUUGGUCAAGGGGAGAAAUCAGAAGGCGGAACUAUAUUAAUGUUGGUUUAUGUGGAUGAUAUGUUAAUUACUGGCAGCAGUCUUAAACUAAUAGAAGACACAAAGAAGGCAUUACAACAAGUAUUCAAGAUGAAAGAUUUAGGAGAAUUAAAAUACUUUCUAGGCAUUGAGUUUACCAGAUCACCAGCUGGUAUAUUAAUGCAUCAAAGAAAGUAUACUCUGGAACUUAUAGUUGAGGUUGGAUUGACGGCAGCUAAGCCUGCAGGAACACCUAUUGACAUCAAUGUCAAACUAACAUCUAUACUAUAUGAUGAGCAUGUGAAUAAGGAACAUGAAGAAUCAGAUGAUCCUUUGAUUGAUCAGACAGCAUAUCAGAAAAUAAUAGGCAAGUUGUUGUAUUUGAAUACGACAAGACCAGAUAUAUCAUUUAGUACUCAGACAUUGAGUCAAUUUUUACAGCAACCAAAAAGGUCUCAUCUUGAUGUUGGAUUAAGGGUGAUCAGAUAUCUAAAUAAACAACUUGGUCAAGGAUUAUUAUUAGCAAGUGAUUCAGAUGGACAAGUUACUGCAUUUUGUGAUGCUGAUUGGGCAUCUUGUCCACUCACUAGGAAGUCUGUGACAGGGUAUAUGGUUAAGAUUGGUCAAUCAUUAAUAUCAUGGAAGGCAAAGAAGCAAACAACAGUGUCAAGAAGCUCAGAUGAAGCUGAGUAUAGAAGCCUGGCUACAACUAUUUCAGAAUUGAUGUGGCUGCUGGGAUUAUUGAAAGAAAUAGGUACUAAGAUUCAAGUACCAUUUCAAGUAUACAGUGACAGUAAGGCUGCUAUUCAUAUAGCUGGUAAUCCAGUAUACCAUGAAAGGAUCAAGCACAUUGAAAUCGAUUGUCAUUUCAUAAGAGAAAAAUUGCAAAAGGGAUUGAUUAAAGUUGAGUAUAUCCAUACCAAGGAACAACCAGUUGAUGUAUUGACAAAAGGGUUAUCUAGACUACAACAUGAACACUUGUUAUCCAAGCUAGGGGUUUUGAAUAUUUUUGCACCUCCUAGCUUGAAGGGGAGUGUUGUAAUAUAG
This is a messenger RNA of Solanum lycopersicum (tomato), 1197 nucleotides long. RefSeq lists its product as uncharacterized. The record is from RefSeq and is a predicted model, not a curated record. Lineage: Eukaryota; Viridiplantae; Streptophyta; Magnoliopsida; Solanales; Solanaceae.